UUUUGAGCUUCACUUCACUUGAUAUCCCCCCCCAGACCACCAUGGCGAAGUCUCAUUCGGAGUCCUCUGAGGACUUUGAAUUCAUCGAGACUCCAGCCGCGCCUACACCUCAACCUGCGGCGGAGACCUGCGGCGUCCGAACCACUGCUUAUCCCGCAAUCAAAAAUGCACCUCUUCCUGCCGAUGCAGCUGGCAGCGACUCCUUCAACAACUAUGUCCUCAUCGGCCUGCUCAUCGCUGUCCCUGCGUACCUGGCCAGACAGCUCCACGGCGGCUUCUACACCACCAUUUUCCUUGCUACUCUGACCUCGAUACCGAUUUUGAUGGCCUUUUGGACUGUGGCAUCGUCUAUCUCUCCUAGGAAGAAUGAGAAGGCACAAUACCCAGGCCGGCCAAUCGAGCACUAUCUGCACUUUCGUGCCGAGGAGGAUCGAGCAAGAUAUCAUGGCAAGAACAAGGUUCCCAUGGAGACGUUCCACGAAAUGUACUUUGACGAGAAGGUUGAUUUCAAAGGCGACUGUCUGGAAAUAAUGGAGUACAGGCACGACUGGGCCAGUUGGAGAUUCACCCUGAGCUUGUUCCGCUUUUUCUUCACCGGCAUGAUCCCCGAAGUCAUUAUGCAUACCAGAUCUCAAGAUGAGGAACAAGUACGAGAUCACUACGAUCGUGGAGAUGAUUUCUACAGUUGGUUCCUCGGACCCCGCAUGAUUUAUACCUCCGGAAUCAUCUCAGAUAUCAACCGCGAGGAAACUCUCGAACAGCUUCAGGACAACAAGCUUGCCAUUGUCUGCGAAAAGAUUGGUGUGCAGAAAGGCGACAAGAUGCUCGAUAUCGGCUGCGGCUGGGGAACGUUGGCCAAAUACGCCAGCGUCAACUACGGCGCCCAUGUUACUGGUAUCACUCUUGGACGAAAUCAGACAGCAUGGGGAAACAAUGGCCUUCGCAAAUCGGGUAUCUCGGAAGAUCAGAGCAAUAUUCUGUGCAUGGACUAUCGAGACAUUCCUGUCCCGGAGGGCGGCUACAAAUACAUCACUUGCCUGGAGAUGGCAGAACAUGUUGGUGUGCGACAUCUAGGCUCCUUCCUGGCACAAGUCAACAAUAUGCUCGAUGAUGAUGGUGUUUUCUUCUUGCAGUAUGCCGGUCUUCGAAAGUCAUGGCAAUAUGAAGACCUGAUCUGGGGUUUAUUCAUGAACAAAUAUAUCUUCCCGGGUGCAGAUGCCUCGACGCCUCUGGGCUUUGUGAUUGACAAACUGGAAGGCGCAGGCUUCGAGGUCAAAGGUAUCGACACCAUCGGCGUCCACUAUUCGGCCACGCUGUGGAGGUGGUAUCGCAACUGGGUUGCCAACCAGGACAAAGUCAAAGCCAAGUACGGUGUCCGUUGGUAUCGCAUCUGGGAGUACUUCCUUGCGUAUUCGACCAUCGUUUCUCGUCAAGGUAGCGCGACCUGCUUCCAGAUCACUCUCGUGAAAAAUUUGAACAGCACGCACCGUAUCGAAGGUAUUCCAACGCAAUUUGGACUCGCAGGCGCAUUGAAGGCGGGGCAGGCUCGAUCGGAGGGCUCCAAGACUGGUAUGAAUGGAAGUGUGGGUGUCAAAAGCGAACUGUAGGCUUGAAUGAGAUACGGGGUGACCGACUUAUGGUUGAUUUGCAUGCCUCCUCUGGAGGAGUCAGCACAGUACAGUCUUGGGGGUUGUCAAUAGACAUGUGAGGGAUAUUCCACUGUUGGGUCUGUUCUUUGAUAUGGCCGAGAUAGAAUUCGAGCACACAAGAGCAUCUUGAUCUGUGUUCUUUGGCGACUUGCUGCCGUUUCUGCCGUGAGAUAGAUCAUCA
Molecule: messenger RNA, 1830 nt
Organism: Exophiala xenobiotica
Lineage: Eukaryota; Fungi; Ascomycota; Eurotiomycetes; Chaetothyriales; Herpotrichiellaceae
Exons: 2
Coding region: 42-1607 (521 amino acids)
Biological process (GO): cellular response to biotic stimulus
Source: RefSeq, a predicted model, not a curated record